Messenger RNA from Orycteropus afer afer, 348 nucleotides. Its product is annotated as alveolar macrophage chemotactic factor-like. The transcript has 4 exons. Gene Ontology annotation, biological process: neutrophil chemotaxis; cellular response to lipopolysaccharide; chemokine-mediated signaling pathway. Gene Ontology annotation, cellular component: extracellular region. Lineage: Eukaryota; Metazoa; Chordata; Mammalia; Tubulidentata; Orycteropodidae. The coding region runs from base 1 to 348 and encodes 115 amino acids. Gene Ontology annotation, molecular function: CXCR chemokine receptor binding; chemokine activity. The record is from RefSeq and is a predicted model, not a curated record.
AUGAGUCUCCGGUCCAUCCCCGCCGCCGGUGUCCCCGGGUCUUCCGGCUCGCUGUGCGUGUUGCUGCUGCUGCUGCUGCUGCUGACGCCUCAAGUGCCCCUAGCCAGCGCUGGUCCUGUCUCGACGUUGGUGAGAGAGCUGCGCUGCAUGUGUUUAAACUUCACUCCUGGGAUUCACCCCAAAAUGAUCAGUAAUCUGCAGGUGAUAGCCGCUGGCCCACAGUGCCCCAAGGUGGAAGUGAUAGCACACCUGAAGAAGAGUGAGAAGGAAGUCUGUCUGAAUCCAGAAGCCCCUUUGAUCAAGAAAGCCAUCCAGAGAAUUCUGGACAGUGGGAAAAAGAAAAACUGA